AUGUCCAGGAUCCCAGGAUCCCAGUCAGGAAAGUACCAAGUGACUCUGGGAAACUUGGACCGACUGAAUACAUCUAAUCCCCAGUCCAUCGAGAUUCCAGCGACGGCCAUCAUGCAUCCUCAAUACAACGAUGUAACUGUUGAGAACGACGUCGCCCUUUUGAAACUCGACACUCCAUUGAACUUCACAGAUCAUCCGCACAUCCGUCCCAUAUGUCUCUCCAGUGAUGCCAACCCGAAUCCAGGAACAAAAGUGAAGAUCGCAGGGUGGGGUUCCAUUUUAGGAAGUAAGGUCAAUACGAUGAAGUCGCUAUGGAGCAUUAUGAAUGAUUUAAAUGCUGCUUUAACCCAUGUGACCGCAUUUCAGGUGGCCCUUUAUCGGAUAAUGUACGUGAUCAAUCAAGAGGCUUGUCAGGACAAUUUCCCCAUGUUUAACAUCUCCAAGAACGUCAUCUGUACGCAGUCCGGAGGGAAAAACGUCUGCAAUGGUGAUUCUGGGAGCUCGUUGAUGUACCAAACUCCGGCUGGGUAUUAUCUAAGCGCUGGGAUCACCUCCUUUGGUAGAGAAGCUUGUUCGCCAGAAUACGGCGCCGUAUUCACAAGAACAGCGAGUAUGUGA
Darwinula stevensoni is the source of this 618-nucleotide messenger RNA. The record is from the annotation of a GenBank genome assembly. NCBI's taxonomy places the organism in Eukaryota, Metazoa, Arthropoda, Ostracoda, Podocopida, Darwinulidae.